GGAUGCCGGAGCACCAUGCUUAUCCGCUGACAUCCAAACUUUUCCUUUUUUUUAACCCAAAGAGUAUCGGUGAUUUUUGUCCACUGCUAGCAGAAGAAGAGAGACCUCAGGCCCCUUGGAAUGCAGCAAACCCCUUAUUUAUAAACGGGCCCUGAGGUCGUGAUAUGCAAACGCCCCCCGCCCCCCCAUCGGUGAAUUUUCUAUCCUAUGGAUAUCGGUCCUGAGAUUUGAAAUCGGAGAGCACCCCCUGUCUGCGCUGGGUCCGGCCGCCUCGGUCCUUUCAAUGCCCAGUUUCCUCUGGGACUGCUGGCCUUCCCUGGAGAUCAGAGCGGUGCUGUGUGCCAUGGGCUGCAUCCAGAGCAUCGGCGGCAAAGCCAGAGUCUUCCGGGAAGGCAUCACGGUGAUUGACGUGAAGGCCUCCAUCGACCCCGUGCCCACCAGCAUCGACGAGUCCUCCAGCGUGGUGCUCCGCUACCGGACGCCCCACUUCCGUGCCUCCGCCCAGGUGGUCAUGCCGCCGAUCCCCAAGAAGGAGACCUGGGUAGUGGGCUGGAUCCAGGCCUGCAGCCACAUGGAGUUCUACAACCAGUAUGGGGAGCAGGGCAUGUCCAGCUGGGAGCUCCCGGCCCUCCUGGAGGGCAAGAUCGAGGCCAUCAGUGACUCGGACGGGGUGAACUACCCCUGGUAUGGCAACACCACGGAGACGUGCACCAUCGUGGGCCCCACCAAGAGGGACUCCAAGUUCAUCAUCAGCAUGAAUGACAACUUUUACCCCAGUGUCACGUGGGCCGUGCCCGUCAGCGAGAGCAACGUGGCCAGACUGACCAACAUCUACCGGGACCAGAGCUUCACCACGUGGCUGGUGGCCACCAACACCUCGACCAACGACAUGAUCAUCCUGCAGACGCUGCACUGGCGCAUGCAGCUCAGCAUCGAGGUGAACCCCACGCGGCCCCUGGGCCAGCGCGCCCGGCUGCGGGAGCCCAUCGCCCAGGACCAGCCCAAGAUCCUGAGCAGGAACGAGCCCAUCCCGCCCAGCGCCCUGGUCAAGCCCAAUGCCAACGACGCUCAGGUUCUCAUGUGGCGGCCCAAGUACGGGCCCCCGCUGGUGGUGAUCCCGCCCAAGCACCGGUAACGGCCGGGGCGCCCCCCGGCCCAGACUCCGAUGACGAGACCGCUCCGACAGCCCCACGUGGACGCCCUUCACCCAGCAAAAUACAACCAUUCUACCUUGUCCAGCGGGGUCUCACUGUGCGCAUGCCCAGGACGGCCUCGCCCGCUCCCCUGGAGCCUGCUUCCUGCGGGGAGGGGGCCCGCCCGGGACAGACUCGCCCCACGUGCGCCCUCCAGGGUCACCUGGGGCCUCCUUUCCUCCCCUUUCCUCAGUUUCAUUCUCUUGCAACAGACGCCCAGACACAACUGCUUUUCAGUCCCUUUUUUUUUUACGCCUCUUUAUGAGGUUCGGGCGGGAGGAGGAGCUGGGAGGAGACAGGCCCGCUCCUGGGACCCCAGAGGCCCGCGGGCCCUCCCGCGCGGCUCCCCCUCCCCUCCUCACGCGGCCUUACCUAGACUUGCUUUGCCAAACUUUUGCCUUAAGCUGAAUUUAAAGGAAAAACGCCGACACAGAGAAAGCAGGAUCUCUUUUCUACCGGACUUUGCAUCUGCUGGAGGUGAGGGAGGGGCUGGGUCAGGGACGAGAGAGAGACUAGGCUGAGCCCCUUUUCUGGGGUGUCUUGGGACAGGAACACAGGUUUAGACCUAAAACCAGCUGCUCAUUCUUGCAUUUCAGCAGAAACAAAACCACAGACAGCCGCUGCCUAAAGAGCCCCGGGUGGAGCCUCCCCCCUUCCCCGUACCUGGCCCC
Miniopterus natalensis is the source of this 1864-nucleotide messenger RNA. RefSeq names its product family with sequence similarity 78 member A (gene FAM78A). The record is from RefSeq and is a predicted model, not a curated record. Lineage: Eukaryota; Metazoa; Chordata; Mammalia; Chiroptera; Miniopteridae.